CAAGCCCUGUACUUUUGUGUAUGUUUGGAAUCUAAAAGACAUCACAAGACCCAAGGCACUUAGAGUCGAGAGGAGCAAGUCAGGCAUAGAAGAUCAUGGAAGUUCCCAGUGGAAUGAACAUGAAUGAACUGGUCGAGGUCUUUGUGAUUGCUGCGGGGGGCUUCGCAUUCCUCUGGUGGCAGGGCAUUAUCCAACCCUUCCUGAAGGAGAUUGCGUGCUAUGUUUAUCUCGGACUGGUUCUCUUUCUCUUGGUGGGCGUCAUCCUUGCUGAAGUCUGGUCCCAAUUCUACGCGAUCUUCAGUGUGCAGAUGGAUCAACUGGACAAGAUCAUGAGCUUCCUUCGUAUUGACAACGCCAAGGAUUUCGCCAAAGACAUGUUGAGCGAAGCCAAAUCGAUGGUCACCAAGUGAGCGGUUAGCUCGGGGCCAUCAGCGGAAAACAGAUCGCGAGGAGU
Durusdinium trenchii is the source of this 454-nucleotide messenger RNA. The record is from the annotation of a GenBank genome assembly. NCBI's taxonomy places the organism in Eukaryota, Dinophyceae, Suessiales, Symbiodiniaceae.